AUGCAGGCGCGACGCGCGGGCCGCGUCCCCGCGCUGCUGCUGUGCCUGGGUGGCAGCUUUGCUGGAGCUCCAGGAGCCACGGAAUUAAAACGUGGUCUGGCGUCCGAGAAGCUGGAGGGACAUGGGCGGGUCCUGGAGCUGUUUCCAGCCCUUGGACCCCUACGUCCCCCAGCCUGCACCACGGGAGACCGGGAGUUGAGCAGCAACUCUGGUCUCUACCCACUAGAUGUCAGUAGCACCUACGCAGUUGUGACAACAAUGUCUCCAGACAUUGCCAAAUGUUCCCCAGGUUGCCAUCUUCUCCAAGCAGUUUUCGGCACCACCGUGAUUCCUUCAUGCAUCCCAGGAGAAUCCGAAGAUAACUGUACAGCUUUAGUUCAGACAGAAGACAAUCCACGUGUGGCUCAAGUCUCAAUAACAAAGUGUGGCUCUGACAUGAAUGGCUUCUGUUUGCAUGGACAGUGCAUCUACCUGGUGGACAUGAGUGAAAAUUAUUGCAGGUGUGAAGUGGGUUACACUGGGGUCCGCUGCGAGCACUUCUUUUUAACCGUCCAACAGCCCUUGAGCAAAGAAUAUGUCGCUUUGACUGUGAUUCUCGUUUUCUUGUUUCUCGUCAUCGUUGCCGGUUCUAUAUACUACUUCUGCAGAUGGUACAGAAAUCAAAAGAGUAAAGAACCAAAGAAGGAAUACGAAAGGGUGACGUCAGGGGAUCCAGCAUUGCCACAAGUCUGA
Molecule: messenger RNA, 732 nt
Organism: Puma concolor (puma)
Lineage: Eukaryota; Metazoa; Chordata; Mammalia; Carnivora; Felidae
Source: RefSeq, a predicted model, not a curated record